Messenger RNA from Mollisia scopiformis, 822 nucleotides. RefSeq lists its product as uncharacterized. The transcript has 2 exons. Gene Ontology annotation, molecular function: chromatin DNA binding; transcription coactivator activity. Gene Ontology annotation, cellular component: nucleus. Gene Ontology annotation, biological process: positive regulation of DNA-templated transcription. NCBI's taxonomy places the organism in Eukaryota, Fungi, Ascomycota, Leotiomycetes, Helotiales, Mollisiaceae. The record is from RefSeq and is a predicted model, not a curated record. The annotation marks the transcript as partial.
AUGUAUCAAUUCCACCAAGAACAACACUCCUAUGCUCUGCAAGCAGCACAAGCAAGAGAGCUAAAAUCAAAUCAAAGUUGGGUUAUGACCACGUCCAACACCGAUAGUUUUGUCAAGCUACCAAACGAACGGAUACUCUUCACAUCGCCCCCACGAGUUAGUCUGCAGAUUUCAACACCAAAUACAUUCCCAGGAGCCGAGCCAUUAUCGAUCAAGAGCGAUGCUGGAAUUGUCUAUAUCACGAAUCAACGAAUAGUGUAUCUACCAUCAUCACCCACCCCAGCGCUCCAAUCGUUUUCGUCACCCAUCCUCAACCUUCAAGAUACCUAUGUACGAGCACCAUUCUUUGGAGCGAAUUAUUGGGUGGGAACAUGUAAACCAGUCUCUGGGGGUGGUAUACCACCAGCUCAUGCGGCCGUCGAACUGAAAUUUACUUUCCGAGAAGGAGGAGCUUUCGACUAUCACACCACAUUUGAGCAAAUAAAGGAGAGACUACAGCAAGCAUAUUCUGUAGCACGAGAAAGUGGACAACAUGGAGCAGGAAAUGUAGACCUGGCAAACGUCCACUUGGAGCAACUGCCAGCAUAUGAGCCUGCUCGAGAAGUUGAGCCGGAGGAUGACGGACCCACGAUUCUGAGUCCAAUACCAACUCGGCCAGGUAGAGACAGUGGCAUCGAUGGAGUGAGAAGUCCACCUGAGACGGACUCACCAAAGCUAGAACAAUCAGCUCCGGACGAACCUCCGCCAGGUUAUGAGGAAGCUCAGGCACAAGCCGUGGGUGUUGACUUAGAUCGAAGAUUGAGGGACGAGGCCGAACGGCAA